Molecule: messenger RNA, 663 nt
Organism: Pleuronectes platessa (European plaice)
Lineage: Eukaryota; Metazoa; Chordata; Actinopteri; Pleuronectiformes; Pleuronectidae
Gene: pvalb8
Product: parvalbumin 8
Exons: 5
Coding region: 263-592 (109 amino acids)
Cellular component (GO): nucleus; cytoplasm
Molecular function (GO): calcium ion binding
Source: RefSeq, a predicted model, not a curated record
AAGGGCGUUCCAGAUGUCCACGGUCCGCUCCUCUUACUGCUCCUGGGCGUUAUAAAUAGUAAAGGUUAAUUAGUUAGCUGGGAAAUUGGAUCGGGGGCGGGCGGCUAGAACUUGAUCCACGGACAGGUAACUCAAGCAAUCCCCCUUUGUCGCUGCAAUCAGACCUAUAUAAAUCCGCCUUGACGGACAGCAGUCACCACAUAGCCUUACCUCUCCAGCUGGAUCACCGACCGGGCGACAUCCCCACCUGACACGGAAUACAAUGGCGCUCUCAUCUAUCCUUUCCGCUGAUGCCAUCGACAGUGCUAUCAAGGACUGCCAAGCACCAGACUCCUUCACUCCCAGGAAGUUUUUCCAGCUGUGUGGCCUCACCAGGAAGAGCCCCCAGGAUGUGAAGAAGGUUUUUGGGAUCCUGGACAACGACGCCAGCGGCUUCAUUGAGGAGAAUGAGCUCAAGUUUUUUCUCCAGAGGUUUUCUCCUGGGGCUCGAGUUCUGACGGACACGGAGACCAAGGACUUCCUGUGCGCUGCCGAUGACGACAGCGAUGGCCGGAUUGGAGCAGAAGAGUUCCAGGCCAUGGUCUUGUCCUAAACAGCUGGACUCCACCCCCCGACUUUAUCUGACCCCAGUCCCGCCCCCUUCCCCACUCCACUGCUUCAGGG